This is a messenger RNA of Olea europaea var. sylvestris, 1391 nucleotides long. RefSeq names its product peroxisomal adenine nucleotide carrier 1-like. The record is from RefSeq and is a predicted model, not a curated record. Gene Ontology annotation, cellular component: peroxisomal membrane. The coding region runs from base 183 to 1133 and encodes 316 amino acids. The transcript has 5 exons. Lineage: Eukaryota; Viridiplantae; Streptophyta; Magnoliopsida; Lamiales; Oleaceae. Gene Ontology annotation, biological process: fatty acid beta-oxidation; ATP transport; peroxisome organization. Gene Ontology annotation, molecular function: ATP transmembrane transporter activity; ADP transmembrane transporter activity.
AUCCUCGCAGCAGAUAAAUAAAUAAAGAAAAGCCCGUUCUUUCAGAAUCCCAAUACGAACCUCCGGUCAACACCCCACCUCCGAAUCCACGCCAAAAAAAAAAAAAAAAAUUAAUUAAUUUUUGAUACUCUAUAUAGUAUACUGACUGGGAAUUUUUAGAUGCAUUUGAAGAUUUUUUUGAUAUGGAAUCUAUAGUUGAAGCAACAUCGGGUGCAGUUGGAGCAGUGGUAAGCACCACCAUAUUGUAUCCUCUCGAUACUUGCAAGACAAAGUAUCAAGCUGAAAAUCGUGCUCACAAUCACCAAAAAUACAGGAAAAUCUCAGAUGUCCUUUGGGAAGCAAUUUCCACAGGUCGAAUACUUUCACUGUACCAGGGCUUAACGACGAAGAACUUCCAAUCUUUCAUUUCAUCAUUUAUUUACUUCUAUGGAUACAGCUUCUUAAAGAGACUCUACUUGAAGAAAAGUGGAUUUAAUGCUAUAGGAACAAAAGCUAACUUGAUUCUUGCUGCUGCUUCUGGUGCAUGCACCGUUAUAGUGACACAGCCUCUGGAUACAGCAUCUUCAAAAAUGCAAACAAGUGCUUUUGGGAAAUCCAAAGGGCUCUGGAAAACCCUCUCAGAGAACACUUGGAGUGAGGCAUUUGAUGGUCUAGGCAUUUCUCUUCUUCUUACAGCAAAUCCUUCCAUUCAGUACACAGUGUUUGAUCAAUUAAAGCAGAGAUUAUUGAAGGAGAAGAUGAGCAAAAUUAGAGAUGAUGUAUCAUCUCAAGCAGCUCUUUCUGCAUUUUCUGCUUUUCUGUUAGGUGCAGUCUCAAAAUGCAUUGCUACCUGUGUAACUUAUCCAGCAAUAAGGUGUAAGGUGAUGAUUCAGUCAACUGAGUCAGACGAAGAUGAGGAAGAUAAAACUCAAACAAACUCCAAGAAAACAAUUUCAGGGGCACUUCGUGCCAUUUGGAAAAAAGAAGGUGCAUUCGGCUUCGUCAAAGGGUUACAAGCCCAAAUCCUGAAGACUGUCCUUAGCUCAGCAUUCCUUUUGAUGAUAAAGGAGAAGAUCACAAAGACUACAUGGGUCCUAAUGAUUGCACUGAAGAAGUUUAUGUUCAUAGCUAGGACCAGGUUGAAGAACUCUUGAAGUAAAGGCAGAGGCUUUUUGGAUUUAUCAAGUAUAGUGUUUUUGUAUGUGAUAAAUAUCAAGGGAUAAGAACCCUUAAAAUUGGCUUGGUCGAGAGAAAUCUAAUUAUAUUUUUUCUUGAAGAUCAUAGUUUGUGAAAUUGUUUCCUUGGGGUGCUGUGGAUUUGCAAUUAAAUUUGUUGCUGUAAUGACUCAUCUGUGGUCUCCAUCGACCUAGUAACUUGUUUUUUAUUUCAUUUUUUGUUGCUGCUGAUUUUAA